UGCUGUACCUCUGACUGUGACCCUGUACUUUCAUCUCUCUCUUCUCCAUAAAUUUCCUUUUUUUUCAUCAAAUUUUAUUUUUUGAAAAAACCCCACAAAACAGUUAAAAGCAGAUCAAUAAACCAACCAAUUUUUUUUUUUUUUUUUUGUAAUUUUUUUUGCUUUUUUGAAUUUUACUUAUUUAUUAUUAUUACUACUUCCAAAAAAGCUUAAAAAUUUCUCAGCAAGUUUACUCCAAUUUCUCCUUCAACCAUCCACCAUAACCCUAAUUUACUCUUUCCUUCAACUUUCUCUCUCUUCUAAAUUCUCACUCCUUCAAAUUCAUCCCCAAUUUAAUUUUUCUCUCACUGAAGGAAAAAUUAGGGUAAAAAGAUGGGUUCUUUGAGCUCAGAAUUUAAACCACCCAACUGGGUAUGGAAGUAAAAAAAUACCCACAUUUUAGCAAAUGGGGAAGUUGGAUGAAGAUGAUGAAUUUUCUCUCUCCUCAGCUGCAGCAGUUCGUGCUAGUGUUGAAGGAAUUUCUGGGAAUAAUGUAGAAAGAAGAGGUUGUAGUUGGUUUUUUUGUAGUUUUAUUAAGCUCAAGUGUUUUUUAGCACUUCUGCUUGGAAUAGCUGUUUUUCUUUCUGCGGUUUUUUGGUUGCCCCCCUUCUUGAAUUUCGCAGAUCGAGGUGAUUCAGAUCUAGAUCCACGUUAUAGAGGUCACACAAUCGUUGCAAGUUUUAAAUUGCUGAAGCCAGUUUCUUUUCUGGAAGACAAUGUUGAACAGCUCGAAGCUGACCUCUACCUUGACUUUGGAGCUACUAAUUCAAAAGUGCUCAUCUUAUCAAUGGAAAGUUCUGGAAUAAAUAAAACAGAUAUUGUGUUUGCCAUUGAUCCUGUGUCGAAAUAUUCUAUAUCUACAGCCCAACAGAGUUUAAUCCGUUCAAAUUUUGAAAAUUUGGUUAUACGUCAAAUGACAUUUGAGCUGUCAUCUUAUCUGUUUGGAGAGCCAUCUUUCUUUGAGGUGUUGAAGUUUCCUGGUGGAAUUACUGUUAGUCCUUACCAAACUGCAUAUCCUUUGCAAAAAGUUCAGAUUCUUUUUAACUUCACUUUAAACAACUCUAUCCUCCAAAUACAAGAAAAUUUUGAGGUGCUGAGGAACCAACUUGCACUUGGGUUGCAUUUGACUGGAAAUGAGAACUUGUACAUUCGCUUAACAAAUUCUAGAGGUUCCACCGUGGCUCCCCCUGCUACUGUUCAAACAUCUGUUGUGCUGAAGGUUGGAGUUCCCUCAAAGCCGAGGCUGAAGCAACUUGCACAAACCAUCAGAGAUUCUCCAGCUAGAAAUCUCGGACUUAAUAACACUGUCUUUGGUAAAGUCAAACAGGUUAGCCUUUCAUCAGUACUGCAACAUUCACUAAGCGGUGAUGCUGCUAGUCCAACACCUGCUCCAGCUCCUGCACCUCUUCCUCAUCAUCACCACCACCAUCAUCACCACCAUCACUAUCAUCAUCACCAUCAUGAUGACCAUAGUUCUCAUUUACCUCCUGCUAGCGCUCCCUCCUAUUCUCCCGUGGAAGCUCCUCAACCUGUCCAGGGCGCUCCUGUGCCACAAAGAAGUGCUUCUUCACCUGUGAAACACCAUCGAGCUGUCCCAUCUUUUGCACCUGCACCUGCUAUUAGCUAUCGAGCAAGCCCUCCAGGUGCGCAUCCACCUAUUAGAAGCUAUCCGGCGAGCCCCCCUGGCUGCAGGUUUAGAUUCAAGAGUAGACACUUCGGAAAAAGUCCUGGAAAAAGUCCUGAACACUCUCCUGGGAUUGCGAUUACUGCACCUAGCAUGCCUCCUCAUCAUUCUGUUGCUGCAUCACCUCACCCACAAGUCAAACCACCAACUUCUGUUGCGCAUCAAAUUUCACCAUCUAGUCCAUUACCAAAUGUAAUAUAUGCUCAUGUUCAUCCCCCAUCAGCGCGUGAAAUGGACCCAGAGCCUCCAGAUAAAAGGCCAUCAAUCGCUCCGUCUCCAUCUGCUGGAGGUCAUAUAACAGCUACCUAUUGGAUAUUCUCACUGUUCGUAGCUCUUUUACUACAUUAUUGGUAGAAUGUGCUGUUUUCUUGUUUAGAUGAGUUACUACUCUACGGCAUCUGAUGGACUUGUUUGUAUUGUAUCAUCCAAAAACGGAAGAAAAGAAACCAAGCUAAGCUGGCGGAACUUAUAAAGUGGGAGCAACGUAAAAGAAGGCGUUCCCCAUGUUUGCGUGAGUGAAUAUACGGUGUUGUUUUGUACAUGUAAAUAUACAAUUGAAAAAAAAAAAAGCAAAAAAAAUCGAGUGGCGGGAUGCAUUCUCAGGUCAAAGUUCACAAAAGUGACAGGCCACUGAAUGAGAAUGCCCAUAGCCACUUUGUUUGUGUAAUGAACCCUUCUUCUCUGCAGAAGUGUAAGUCCCAAAAUCAAGAAUUUAUCAUUCAAUACAUUUUUGCCCUGGAAAAAAAUUUCAGUGUUGCUGUCUUUUUCUUUCAA
Messenger RNA from Beta vulgaris subsp. vulgaris (sugar beet), 2497 nucleotides. RefSeq lists its product as hypothetical. The record is from RefSeq and is a predicted model, not a curated record. The transcript is spliced from 5 exons. The coding region runs from base 446 to 2077 and encodes 543 amino acids. NCBI's taxonomy places the organism in Eukaryota, Viridiplantae, Streptophyta, Magnoliopsida, Caryophyllales, Amaranthaceae.